AGCUUCCACCCCCACUUACCAGCCGGCAGCGCUAAUCUCGUAACAAAACCCACCAAUAGGAUUCUAAGCUUUAUUUCCCAGAGAUUUUUAUUCUAUCUCUCUCUUUCCGCCGCUCCGCCCGUGCGUUCGGCGCAACAGCAAACCGAUCGCAAUGCCUUGCGUGCCAGCUCCAAUCUCCUAGCCGCCGCCGCUCGUCCGCCUGCAUCUCCAACCGCAAUCCUCCCCCGAUUCUCCCGAGUUCAGUUACCACUGCCCGUACCACCACCACUACUUGAACCCACCGCCGUCAAUCUGCGUCGGGGUUUAGCAGCUCCGCCCGUCCGUCCCCAAAGGUCCGCCUUUUCUUUCUCCUUCACAAACUCGCAGUCAAAAGGAAAUUCCGACUCCAUCUUGAGUAGCGGCAGCGGUAGCAGAAUUUAAGUGGCGCCGCAUACUCGCCGUCGUCGCCAAAGAUGUCCAGCGGCGAAGAGUAAAGGAACCUGCCCGGAUUCAAAGCGACGGGAUCGGAUUCCAUCCCGUGGAUAAAUUGCCACCGAUCGCCUUUUUUCCUUCCUUCCUUCCGUCGGUGUGCCGGUGCGGCGGCCGGGUAGCGAGAGGGGAGGUCCAAGGAUAGGUGGGAACUAGAAGGCCGGUACUGCUGGCUCCUCCGUUUGGUUUGCAGGGGAGGGGUUCAGUCAGAUGGGGGCCAUCAUGUGCUGCUUACGCGGCCGCGGCCCCGGCGACGACGCGCCUGGCUGCUGCUGCCUGCCAUGGCCUUUCCUGAACAACGAUCGCAACAACGAUAACAACAACAACAACAGCAAUCACAACUCGGGCGGUCCUGCUCGUCAAAGAGCAAAUACACGGGUUGCGCCUGUUCAGGGAAGGGUUCCUCCUGCGGGUUCACGGCAGGAUGAUUCAAUGAACACCUUCCGCUGCCCUCCUAGGCCUUUGCCUUAUGAUGAUCCUCAAUUCAGACAUCAAACGGAGCGCCACCCGCUGGUGGCAGGACAUAACAAGGCUUCAACGCAAUCCCAGAAAUCUAAACUACUUGAAGAAAACAAUGAUGCUGAUACCAGAUCAACUUGUGCCGAUCAGAAGGCUGAUGGACCGUCCCUGAAAGCUGAGUCGGGAGGUAAAAAGAUCGGGGGAGCUCAAGUCUGUGUUCCUUCUGAUUCUGAGGAUGAUUGUCCAAUAUGCCUAGAAGAGUAUGAUUACGAGAAUCCAAAGAUAGUGCUUCAGUGCAACCAUAAUUUCCAUCUUAGUUGCAUUUACGAGUGGAUGGAAAGAAGUCAAUCUUGUGCGGUCUGUGCCAAGGUAAUGUUGUUUAAAGAGGACCAAUAACAUGCUGGCUGCAAUUCUUUACACAUGCUGAAGACCCAGGACUGAAUUGCUUAGGUUGUGUACAUAGCAUUGGUGAAAUCAUGUCGCUAGAUUGUUUGCUGAAACCUCUAGCGGUGCGAAGAUUUGGCUUUUCCUUCUAGAGCAGUUCAUGUUUCUCUUUUCUCCACGAAUUUAAUGAUUUCUGCCAAUGCACACCUGGCAUUUUUCAAACUGAUGUUACUUUGGUGAACGGUGGGUGAUCGCACUGGCUUGACAUGCUCAAGUAUAAUGCUCUGGAAACUUCACAAGUUACAUCCA
Molecule: messenger RNA, 1620 nt
Organism: Triticum aestivum (bread wheat)
Lineage: Eukaryota; Viridiplantae; Streptophyta; Magnoliopsida; Poales; Poaceae
Product: E3 ubiquitin-protein ligase At3g02290
Exons: 5
Coding region: 679-1323 (214 amino acids)
Molecular function (GO): ubiquitin-protein transferase activity
Source: RefSeq, a predicted model, not a curated record